Molecule: messenger RNA, 657 nt
Organism: Pollicipes pollicipes
Lineage: Eukaryota; Metazoa; Arthropoda; Thecostraca; Pollicipedomorpha; Pollicipedidae
Product: cilia- and flagella-associated protein 61-like
Exons: 3
Coding region: 33-461 (142 amino acids)
Source: RefSeq, a predicted model, not a curated record
UGUACGGCCUGCACGAGGUGUUGCUCAACAACAUGGUGGCCAGGUACAUGGAGGGUCUGAUUCCGGACCUGUACGACUACUUCCGCCAGCCGUGGGUGAUGGUGGUGUUCCAUGACCGGUUCGCCGUGCUGCUGAACGACAUCCGCCAGGCGAUGCUGCGCUGCCAGUGCAGGGACGGCAAGCUCACCCUUGAGGAGAAGAUCGUGGACGACAUGUGCCGCUACAGCGAGCUGACCCAGGAGGAGCACAUCAAGAUCCUGGAGGACUUCCGCGCCGGCGGCGUCGACCAGCUGGUCGAGUCGUGGGUGCUGCAGUACCUGGCCAACAACCAGUACCACCUGCCCAUGUACGCCCGUGAGGGCACCGCCGAGUCGCUCAAGAUCAACAAGGAGAGCGUGCGGGACUCGGCCAACGCAGGCAUGGCGAGCUCACGCGCGCAGCUGGCCAAGAUGUCCGGCUAGGCGGCUUGUGCAAGGGCGUGGCGGCGAAGAGGGAAGGUGGGAGCCUCAAAAGUCGAGGUGUGGAAAUCUUUGCGAAAGGUGGACGUCGGAAAACGAGGGUGCUUGGAUUAAAAUGGUGGGGCGUCUUGCAGCGAAAUGAAACACUGAGAAAGCGCCGAUCGCGAGUUCUCCGUGAUGCGCUGAGUGGUGCAGAACG